Messenger RNA from Pararge aegeria (speckled wood butterfly), 7875 nucleotides. RefSeq lists its product as uncharacterized. Lineage: Eukaryota; Metazoa; Arthropoda; Insecta; Lepidoptera; Nymphalidae. Bases 57 to 1454 code for a protein of 465 amino acids. The record is from RefSeq and is a predicted model, not a curated record. The transcript has 8 exons.
GUUACGGUCGGCCUUUGCCGGUUCGCGCUGAUGAUCGCGAGUCCAGUGCCGACACGAUGCGGUGGCGGGCGCGAGCGGCGCCUUCCCGCGCGAAAGAGCGCGCCAACAUCAGCUUCUUCAUAUUCAUCAUGUUCUUUGCUGUAUUCGGUGUAAUAGUUCUUACUGAACUGUUGUUGCUCGAGCGACCCACGCCUGGAUCCACGAGAUCUCGUUACAGUGACGACCUACAGGGCUGGGAGGGUCGAACGGAGACAGGAGGCGAAGGUGCGGAACCCCCACCUCCGGCACAUGCGCCCUUGGACGCCGUGUGGCAGCCUGUAGCGGGCACUAGGUUUCGAUUUUACGUCUAUUCGGCGUACGUGGAACGGCGGACUGUAGCGGCCGUGCGGGUGAUCGCAGCUACAAAAACGCGCGGCGCGGACCCCGUCAUGUGUCGCUUGUGGAUGGCGGAUAACCGCACCAUAUCGCUCAAGGCGAGGGUUAAGCCUAUCCGUGAAAACUGGAACCUGAAAUACAGCGCAACAUACGUGCUAUGCCUACUAAGGGACUCCGGAGUGAAGCCACAGGACACUGUCGGCGCUUCUAUAUCGAUUGUCGCGAGCACAGCACCGAACCGACCGCCCACCAACCUGCUCACGAUACGAGACACUGAACCCAAGAAUGGCAUUGAGGAAACGCUGCACGUAUGCGUGAAACCAUUUCACUUUUCAUACUCGCGAGAUGAAUGGCUUAUAGAAUGGUUUGAGCUGAACCGACUCCUCGGCGCCAGUCACUUCUACAUGUACAACGAGUCGCUGAGCGUACAAGUGGCUUGCUUAUUGGAGCAUUAUAGGAAACAGGGUCUGGUUACGUUGCUGCCGUGGAAACUACCCAUCGUUACUAAAGUGGAAAUCAGGACAGAGGGACAGUUCGCAGCGUUUAACGACUGCCUGUACCGGUCUAUGGCCACAGCGGGCUGGCUUCUAGUUAUAGACGUUGACGAGAUCAUCUUACCGCGGCGCGAACGGACCUUGACAGCAUUACUGACGUCUAUGAGAGCUUCUUAUAACCCACAAUCGAAGGCGCCAUCCGCUUUUCUGUUCAGAAACGCCUUCUUUUACUUACGAUGGGAGGAUGACCCAGAAGCCCCGGCGCCAUUAGUAACAUCACGUAAAACUAGAAGAUGGGCGGCGCCGCACGCUCUGAAGAAUCGCAGCAAAUACGCGUUGCGACCGCGGGAAGCUGUCGAGCUCGGGAACCACUUUGUAUGGGAAUUGGCGCCCGGGGCCACCUCGAUAGGCGUUCCCACUGAUAGGGCGCUGUUACAUCACUAUAGGAUCGCGUGCGAAUAUGGCGGAAUGCAAUGCCUCACCGUGCCAUCGACUGUUGACCGCACUGCGCAUAGAUGGGCCGACGAGCUGAUGCAGAGAGUUACAUCUGAGAAGGAACAGUUAGCCAGAGUGUGCCCCGCAUAAGUCCCUGAUCCAAAAGAAUUGUGUGUUCCACUAUGCCAGUUACUUCGCGUCACGAUCUGGAAUAGCGCAUUGCUUACGUGUAUCGUGUUAUUCCGAAAAUUUAUCUGUGAACAAAUAGAAAAUAAUUUGUUAUAUUAUAAAUGCGAAAGUGGGCUUGUUUGUUUGUUUGUCCUUACUUAACGCCCUAAGCACGCAAACGACUUGGUUUUAUGCAUAGGCUUAGUUAAAAGGACGGAAAAUAACAUAGGCUACUUUUUAUCCCAUACCAAAACCGUAAUAAACGCGGAAGAAGAUCGCGGGCAACAGUUAUAUUUGUGAUAUCUCUUAAGUCUCCUUUUUGUCACGACCUUUCAUGCUAUCUCAUUCGCACUAUAUUCGCACGCCGUAUAUUGUGAUAGAAAGAGGUAGCGCGACAUCGGGUGCCAUCUUUAAUUGCACGGGUUAUAUGAAAUUGCCAAAUCAUUUAAAUGAAUUACCAGGCUAUCAUAAGUGAAUAGAAUAACUGUUCAAUAGUUCAAUGUUGCCAGUUUGCUUUCUAUCAAUUAAUGUGAAAUAAUUGUCUUACAAGCACGGCUAGAAUAGGCAGGAGACAAAAAAUAUAUCCAAAGAUUAUAAGGAAUAAAAUUAACGUGUCCACCUGCCAAAGCAGAACAAUACGAAAACGGAGAAGUUUACCCCCGUUUCAUAUUACACCAAUCUUAUUUUGAUAUUAUUUCCAUUCGUUCGCCCAUGCACAUUUUGUCUUUUUCCCGUGAAAAAAUGUUUCCUGCUUUUUACGUUUGUUUAACAGAUAAAACCAUUAUGAAAACAUUUACUUAAGAAAUACCAUUAAAAUAACAUACAACAUAGAUAAACCGAUACAAUGCCCCAAUAUCAUACCAUUAAAUCUUAGAGGACCACUGAACUCAACAUAUAAAUUUUAUAAAACUAAAUAAGUACAUUACAAUCAAGUUAGGUAACUAUGCUUUUGUAAUAAUAUCCACUUUGAGAGUCAAUAGAAAAUGGCAUAGUUUCGUAUUUUUAGUAAAUACAUUGUAACCAACGUCUUAAUAAUUAUUACCCUUUGUUACCAUUAACUGUCUGUUCUUAUGAUACCUGAAAUCCAUAGAAUACAGAAGUUUAUAUCAUUUCAUUACCAAACUAUUAUCGGCCUUUUACUUGGCACGGGUCUCCUCCUAGAAUUAAAACGACGUCUAUAGUCCUUCUAAUUCUAGGAACACCACGCUGGCAAAGUGCGGAUUAGCGAACUUCACACGCUUCUGAGAACAUAUUGGAGAACUCUCAGACAUAUCUUAGAAAAGUGACAAGUGCGUGCCAAUAAUUUUAACAGACUGAAAACAGACAGAAGUGUUAAGAGCUGAAAUUUAUAUCCCAUUUGAAGCGUCAAAUUUGGCAUACGUCUAUCUCUGGAAUCUAAUAUUAUAGCGUUUUUAGUCAUUCAAAUUUUAGUAUCUUGGAUACAGCCUCACAAGUCAUAGCACCAAAAUAUCGUCAAUCACUAGGCAGGAGAAAACAAUCUUAUCCCCAGUUUAUAUCUACUAGCAAGGGAUAAAAUUUACAUGUCUGCCUGCCGUAGCACGGCAAAAGAGAAAAGGAGAAGUUUACUACAGUACGAUAGUACACAUGUUAUUUGGAUAUUAUAUCGGGACUGUACCCAUAUGCUUGGAGAGUAGAUAAAACGAUGGGAGAUGAAAAACAUUUUGUUCUUUCCCAGACAGACAGAAAAAGAACGGCUAGCAUGCUGGCUAGGCGCAAGAAAUAACAGAAACCAGUGCAUUUACUUCAAGUCAAAUUAUCCAAUAAAAUCCCAUUUUCCAUUGGCUGUCAAAGUUAAUUCACAAGUAAAGUUACCAACUUAACUCUUAUAUAAAAAUACUUUGUAAAAAUAUAAAUUAAGGUUCGGGUUUAAAUAUUCGGUUACUGUUACUUAGAUUGCUCAAAUAAUUUGACAUAAUCAGUAUUAUUAUAACUCGCAUUACAUGGUGUCAGUAAUACACUUUUAAAUAUUGCAUUUUAAAUUUAAUGCGAAAUUAAUAAUCAAUUUCGAGAGGGCAGAUUUAAUUUAAUAGUGCCUACCCAACCCUGACUUCAAGAGAAGAAAAAGGAUAGUUCUAACAAAUUUUAAGAAGUAAAGCUUUUUGUGACGGAGCUACGCCAUAUAACCGCCAAGUACCGCCAUACGUAUUCUUGCCGCAAAGCAGCGUUGCUGUCGCCAAGCAGCUUGGUUGUGUUCCGGUAUGAAGAGCGUGGUAAGCGGUGUAUGUACACUUAUGGACAAAGGCAUCUGUCAUCUGAGGUUUUUGGAUUUGAUUGAUUAUUAAUUUCUGGCGAAAGCCAACAUGUUCGUCUCGGUGUCCAGUAUGUAAGUUACAAUACUGGGAAACAGUAUUGUCAGUAGAUGGCGCUCGUUCGAUUCCAUACAAAUGAUAGUCAACUUUCACGAUCUCACACCAGCAGUGGCGCGCAUAGAGGGUAUGCACAGGGUAUGCAGAUGCUAUAGAAUGAAGAAAAUCUCUAAUACGAGUUAUAAGAAACUUAAAGAUAGGCAUUAUAAGAGCUUUAAAAAGCCUACCCUUGGGUAUGCAGAUAUAUACCGGGUAUAUAUCUGCAUACCCGGUGCAUACCCUCUAUGAACGCCACUGCACACCAGGCGUUCAUGGCAGAACCCGUCUAAAGCGUCUUUAAAAAUUACACCAAUCUAAUUUGUCAUGUUUAAGAAUGUGUAGCAAAGUAAUUUGAAAGUUUAUUACUGAUACGAAAUAAUUUAAAACAAAUAUAUUUUAUUAAAUCUCGUUUAAAGCUAACUUGAAUAAGAUUAAAUUAUAAAAGUAUUAGAUAAAACUAACGGCCAAAAUGAAUAAAGCCCUGAUAAUAAUUUAAACGUUAGAAUUUUUACGAUUUUGAAUUUUUUGAGAAUUGGCUGCGUUUUGUAUGAGACUCUAACACGCAUUAAGUACGCGAAUAUAACUUUUGAAAUAAGAAUUUGAAAAAAUUAAAUGUACCGAGAUAAUGGUGGAGUGAUGGUGAAUACAUAAGACCAGAACGUUGGUCAAUUUAUAAAUAUGAAAUCAGAAUAAUAUAACCUAAUUUGAUUAAUAAGUAGGAUAUAUUUUUAAUAAGAGAGAAAUGGCCUGAUGCACUAACAAUCAAUCAAGAUACAAACCUUUACAACAAAUCAAAAUGCAAUGUUGUUAUGAAAAACCUCAACCUUAUUUCUCUUGUUGAUGGCCAAAAUAAUGGAAUUUUUUCUAAAGGAUACAUAGGUACCGUAAUAAUCCUAACUAAUAUUAUAAAUACGAAAUGUUAUUGUUUGUUUGUUAUUCCUUUACGCCCUAACUAAGCCACCAAUCAACUUGAUUUUUGGCAGUUGAAAGGUCGAAGAGUAGUCUCUAUAAAAGGAAAACAAACGAAGAGAACCGGUGAAAACCAAAUGGGGUUUUGAAAAAAAACCGUGAUAAACGCGGACGAAGACUGCGUGCUAGUAAUUUUAAUAAUCCAAAAAAAAGUUGAAAUGUUGAAAGUUAAAUUCUGUUUCGCAGAUCGUGAUAAAUAUGAUUUGAGUGUCGAUAGGUUUUUUUUUGCUUACAUUAAUUGACAAUGGCGCUAAAUUAUCCACCAUGAUAUUUGACAUAUAACUUACUUAACAUUAAAUAUAUCGCUCGUCGAUAAUAAUUGAUUAAUAACAGUCUUUGAUCUUAGUGUUGUCAUUCGUCGAAAAUGCCCAUGUUUUGAAGCUUAUUUUGAUUUUGCAAGUUAAAAAACAAACCAAUUUUUUCGAUGUAACUUUGUAUGGGACUAUAGGUACAUGUUUUAUGGGACAUAUCUAUUACAUUAUUGAUUGGAGGUUACAAGGCUUGAAAUCCAGUCAAUUUAUCAGAACGGUUAGGGUAAAAUUUGAAAUUAUUUUAGUAGUAGCUAUAAUUUCAAAAAUCCGCUGUAUUCUAUUUAUAAUUGAAAACAGCAUAAGGAAAUGAAAUUCAUUAUUUGUUUUGUGUGUAAUCGUUGUCUGCGUUGUUUGAUCUCAAGGUUAGCAGCGCGGCAAGAUACGAGCGAGCGUGUAUUAUUUUCCUAUUUUCUUUAACCCCUUGUAUACGUGAAACAAGCCGAAUAAAUACCGGUCUUACACACGUUCAGAAAUAAAUUUGCUUGAAAUUAGGGAAGCCUUUUAACCACAUUACAAAUUAUAUAUAUAUAUUAAAAAAUAUUAAAAAAUUAAAAAAUAUCUAUUCUAAGCCGGUUUCAAGACCUAAAAAGGGAACCUAAACAACGUAAACCAUGAAAAUUAUACCACCGUCUCUUCAUAAUAAAUUAAUAAUCUAACUAUUUAUCACGCUAUACAGGUAGCGCGUCAAGUUAUGAAUGAUGGACACUAGCUUUAAGUGUCUGGAAAUAUCUGCCAAAAUCCUAUCAGCCAAGCGCCAAACAAUGUAUUUACCCUCAGAUCAAAUAAAAUACUAUUGAACUGUUUAAGGUGUAUGCUGCUAAUAAUAUUGUUUGGUAGAGUAUUGUAAGAAACAAAAAUGAUAAUCAACGUUUUAGGUACACUGUAUAUACAAUACAUUUUAUGCUGUUCAAUGUAAAUACCAAAUAAAUAACCUAUGUCGCAAUAUUUAGUUUUUUUAGGGACCUUUUUAGGUAACCUACCUGACAUCCCAUCGUUACACACUUUAUUGAACUUAAGUACAAUUAACUUAAGGUAAAUCAUAUUUAUAUAUUGAUCUUUAACUAAACUUGAAAUUUAUUGCGUUUCAAAGACUUAUAAGUAGAUGUUUUAAAUGUCAUACAAUAAAAGUAAUGAUAUUUAAGUAAGACAAUACAAACAAAUGCAACUUAAUCUUUAAAAUGGCCUCAAAAGUACAAGUGAAGGUAAAAAAAUGAAAGAUUGCGUUCAAUCAAUAUUUCGAUGAAAUUAUUGAAUGUUUGUAACAAAAAAAAACUGUUUGCUAAACUUUAAACUGUCAGCUGUCGUGUUUACAAGUACAAUAUAGGAUUAAAUAAAUAAAGUAAUAAUAAUAAUUUACGAGCAAAAUGUUUAGAAGCCUAUGAAAACAAUAUAUAAGUAAGAAAGUAGAAUAAUAUCAUUAUUUAAUUUUAAAAUAUGAAAAUGUAAAUUGAUUGAUCGAAAUUAUUCUGCCAGACUUUUACUUUACAAUUUCUGCCAUUUUUUUUAUAUAAUCUGUGAAAAGUUCAGUUGAGUUUAAUUUUUGAGAAACAGGUAAUAUGAGAAAUAAGCACCAAUAUAAAUCUACCUUUAUCCCACACAAAUUAGAACUUUCUGACUGUAAUAAGUGUUUGUUUCUUUGUAACUUGGUGGAUAUAACUAUAUUAUAUUCAAUAACUAUGUUAUAUCCACCAAGUUGGUAAGUAGAAUACCUAAUCGUCGUUCUACUUUAUUCAAUAACGUAUAAAUGUAAAUAUAUUUAAAAUGAAGUGUUCAUUUACUUCUUAAAUGUAAGCUGUUUGAAUCUCAGAUGUUUUUCCUGACCAGUUGAAAGAGGUAAAAAGUUAGAAGUUGUUAGUAAGUUAUUUUAUAUUAUUUUUAUAAGCUUUUCAGACUAAAAAUUUUCGCGAUAAUAAAAGAGUGUCGUAACUAAAUACGUAAACUUCUGAUGUAGCUAAAUGAUAAUAAAUAAAUAAGUAUAAACCUAAAAACAAGUCAGCUUAAGCUGCGCAAGAGUUAAUUAACUCAAUUGAAAAUAAUUACUGAUAAAAUAUUGUUUCGAUAUGUAUAUACUUCGAUACUAAUUUGUUUAUGAGUGGCUAUAAAAAUAUCAUUAAUAUUCAUUUCAUUUAUGAAGUUUAGCUAUGUAAUAUUAUUUUGAACAAUUUACUUAAAGACAUGUAUUUUAAGAGCUAAACUAUGUUUGGCAAAUAAGCUUAAGAGUUUAAGGCAUUUACAGAGACGUAAACGGCAUUAAAUAUCUCGGAAAUUAGGAUUUUAAGUUCCUUUUAAAAUAAAUGUAUCAUUUAUUAUCGCAAUAUGUAUAAAUAUUGUAUAUUAUUAUGUAAUUAAUUCCUAGUUAUGCUGUGAGUGUCUCGACUCUCGAGUAUUAGAAGUAAUCCGUCGGGGCAUUGUGUAUAUUUUUUUUUAUAUUUCUAAUGUCUAUAGGCAUUUUAGGCCAUCUUUUAUUGUAUCCGUAAUUAUUAUAUUAAAAAAAAAUUAUAGCAACAUAAAUAUUACUAUAUAUUUUCUAUAAUAAUAUUUGAAAAGUAUAUGAAAAUAUGUAUGAAAAAAAAAAGAUGUUUAUCGUUUCCGGCGGGUUCUUUUUGUCGAUUUUAGUGGCAAAAGUAUUUUGUGUCUAUAUUUUAUCUGUGAUGUCUAUUUUAGAGACGAUGGUUGUAUUUGUUUUCGGAGAAAGGUUACUUGUUAAUCGAAUGUUUAAACUGGUCUUUUUGUAAAAUAAAAAGAUAUUGACUUGAG